Messenger RNA from Ctenopharyngodon idella (grass carp), 453 nucleotides. RefSeq names its product ribosomal protein L36 (gene rpl36). The transcript is spliced from 4 exons. Gene Ontology annotation, molecular function: structural constituent of ribosome. The record is from RefSeq and is a predicted model, not a curated record. Bases 95 to 412 code for a protein of 105 amino acids. Gene Ontology annotation, cellular component: cytosolic large ribosomal subunit; ribosome. NCBI's taxonomy places the organism in Eukaryota, Metazoa, Chordata, Actinopteri, Cypriniformes, Xenocyprididae. Gene Ontology annotation, biological process: cytoplasmic translation.
UCCCGCGAACUUUUUUCUUUUUGUCGCGUGUGAAAGUUCAGCUUCCGCCUAGCAGCGGUCCUUCCGGUUUGGACGCCAUUAGCAAAACGCAGAGAUGGCCAUCAGGUAUCCUAUGGCGGUUGGCCUUAACAAAGGCCAUCCAGUGACCAAAAACGUUACGAAGCCCAAGCACAGCCGCAGGAGAGGGCGUCUGACCAAGCACACCAAGUUUGUGCGCGACAUGAUCCGUGAGGUGUGCGGUUUCGCGCCCUACGAGAGGCGUGCCAUGGAGUUGCUGAAGGUGUCCAAGGACAAACGUGCCCUCAAGUUCAUCAAGAAAAGGGUGGGAACUCACAUCCGCGCCAAGAGAAAGAGGGAAGAGCUCAGCAACAUUCUGGCUGCCAUGAGGAAAGCUGCUGCCAAGAAGGAGUAGAGCCUGAAUUAUGACAAAUAAAUUUGUAUGUGUAAAAACAA